This is a messenger RNA of Auanema sp. JU1783, 360 nucleotides long. Lineage: Eukaryota; Metazoa; Nematoda; Chromadorea; Rhabditida; Rhabditidae. The record is from the annotation of a GenBank genome assembly.
AUGCCUGCAGAGCUCAAGUCCGAGAAGAACACCAACACUCUCAAAAGAGCUCUCAGAGCCAACCCAAAUGAUCCUUUUGCUUGGUAUGCUCUAGGUGUGAGCAAUUAUGGAAAGAACCAAAUGGAUGAAGCUCUACAGUGUUUCACAAAAGCAGAACAAGUAAAGCAAGGUUUCUCAGCUGCCAAUUACUACUACAUAGGUGUCCUCCAGCAGUAUAUGGGGCGUAUAGAUGAGGCGAAACAAUCAUUUGAAAAAGCGGCUGGUCUAAAAGCCAUAAAUGUUGUGGACAAAAAGGCACGAGCUUUGGCCCAGAAGAUGUUGGUUGCUUCCGAAGAUUUUGUUGGCGAUGUUUUUGAAUAA